AUGAAAGCUGUUCAGAUCCUCGGAGACAUGUCUUCUCCAAAAAUUACCACAAACUUCUCAAUGAAGAAACCAGAACCCGUCAAUUCUGAUGUUCUUGUUCGUGUUCACGCCGCCGGAAUCACUGGCGAUGAAGUUAUGUGGCCAGAGACAUAUCGACGCCCAACCCGAAUUCCAGGCCACGAUAUAUCCGGCGUCAUCGCCGCAUUUGGCCCUGACUACUCUGGUCCCUUGAAAAUUGGCCAAGAGGUUUAUGCGUUUCUGUCGGCAGACACCUGCGAAGGACAAGCUGACUACGCUGUUUGCUCUCCUAACGAAGUUGCUUUAAAGCCAGCGUCGCUUUCACAUGCGGAAGCUGCUGCGUUGCCGAUUCCGGUUCUGACUGCAUGGGAAGUUCUGGAUUAUGCCGAUAUUCACUUGGGCUCUAGGGUCCUGGUGACUGGCGCGUCGGGCGCAGUUGGCCAGCAGUUUGUGCAGCUUGUUAAACACUUGACCGGUGCUUAUGUGAUUGCGCUAGCAUCUGCGACGAACCAGCAGGUAUUGGGGGACGUACCAGACGAAAUUGUCGACUACAAAACCCCAAACUGGGAGAAGUCUGUACAAGACGUCGAUGUUGUCUUUGACACGGUAGGCGGAGAAGUUCUGGCCAAGACGUGGGAAACUGUCAAGUCCGAUGGCAUGAUCAUCACGAUUGGCGACCCUGCACCGUCGUGGGCCUUUGGUGGUGAUGAGCCCUCCGAGGCCUUGUCCCUACCAGGAGUGAGGUACAAGUAUUUCAUCGUCUCGCCGAAUGCGGAUCGCUUGGGAAAGAUGGCUCGGUUGUUUGAUGAGGGGGUGAUUAAGCCACUGGCCGUGAAGACGUUUCCGUUUGAUAGGGCGGUUGAAGCUUGGGAACAUGCCAGACAACGUGGAAAGGGCUAUAAGGUCGUGCUUGAGUUCUAA
Molecule: messenger RNA, 939 nt
Organism: Fusarium redolens
Lineage: Eukaryota; Fungi; Ascomycota; Sordariomycetes; Hypocreales; Nectriaceae
Exons: 1
Coding region: 1-939 (312 amino acids)
Molecular function (GO): oxidoreductase activity
Source: RefSeq, a predicted model, not a curated record